Molecule: messenger RNA, 1338 nt
Organism: Homarus americanus (American lobster)
Lineage: Eukaryota; Metazoa; Arthropoda; Malacostraca; Decapoda; Nephropidae
Product: gonad-inhibiting hormone
Exons: 3
Coding region: 282-620 (112 amino acids)
Biological process (GO): circadian rhythm
Cellular component (GO): extracellular region
Molecular function (GO): neuropeptide hormone activity
Source: RefSeq, a predicted model, not a curated record
AUACGACAGCUACAAGACCAGGCAAAGGACAAGAUUCCUCGAGCCUUCCCUGUCAUCAACCAGGAUAUCCCAACUCUGUAUAACGUUAAUUUCCUUCCCCGCUCUCACCCUAGACAGUAGGGUUCUGCACACGCGCUACAGGCUGUCCUUAACUUAAAUCUCUAGCUCUCACAACACAGCUGGAGAACCGCGCUAGAUUUGGUGCUUACUUGUAGCGUUUUCAAAAGACACUACGAGAAACCCACACAAGUUGUGUCACGAAUACUGAAGUGCCCAAAGUUAUGGUAACUCGCGUUGCGUCAGGCUUCUCUGUACAGAGAGUUUGGUUGUUGCUGGUAAUCGUCGUCGUACUCUGCGGCUCGGUGACACAACAGGCGUCGGCUUGGUUUACUAACGACGAAUGUCCUGGUGUAAUGGGUAAUCGUGACCUCUACGAGAAAGUGGCCUGGGUGUGCAACGACUGCGCCAACAUCUUCCGCAAUAAUGACGUGGGGGUCAUGUGCAAGAAAGACUGCUUUCACACCAUGGAUUUCCUGUGGUGCGUCUACGCGACGGAACGCCACGGAGAAAUAGACCAGUUUAGAAAAUGGGUCAGUAUUCUUCGGGCAGGACGCAAGUGAGGACAAGAAGACUUUUCGAAACUCCACCUACUUCCCCAUUGUCAUUUUUACCCAUGUUUUCUUGCAAAGGUUAACAUUUAUGACUAGAAAAACUCUCACAAUGGUAGAAUUUUAGUCGCCCAUCACUUUUCUUUAACUGUUAAACACCUGUUAAGCUUGAAUAGCUAUCUAUUAAUCAGGUAUUAAUUAUCUUUGUUGAGAUUCAUAACAUAGCAUAGGAAGAGUAAGUUAAACAGUGCAGUAUACUUAUAUAUUUCCCCAUAUGUUUAGUUGGUUAUGUUUUUUAUUAAUUAAUAUAAAAUGCACACCAAGACUUCUAUAUUUAUUGGCAAACGCAGUGGAUGCCUGAUCUUUUCUGUGCUGAAAUCUGUAUAAAUAGGUGUAGUCAUGGAAUUAAACAAACUAAUGCGAUGGGAUGGCCUAUUGUUAGACUCUCGUUCUAGAAGGGGAAGGGGUGGCAGGGUAACUAACAGUGUGUUACCGCUGCAAGCUUCAAAGAACUCUUAUUGGAGCCAGAUGAUUCUCAGUACUAUGUUUCUUGAGGGAGGAAUUUUCUAUUUUUGUAUUAUAUUUUAGUUACAAUGAAUGUGAUAUUAAUUUUAAUUUGUGAUCCCAUUUUCGAAUCUCAUUUUUCAUGGAACAUCAUCUUUAGUUAAAUCUUUCGCCUCUCUGACUAUAGAUUGAAAUUUGAUAUAAUUUUCAGUAAACUGUGAGUACA